Nycticebus coucang (slow loris) is the source of this 1122-nucleotide messenger RNA. Its product is annotated as PEST proteolytic signal-containing nuclear protein-like. Gene Ontology annotation, biological process: protein ubiquitination; proteasome-mediated ubiquitin-dependent protein catabolic process. The record is from RefSeq and is a predicted model, not a curated record. Lineage: Eukaryota; Metazoa; Chordata; Mammalia; Primates; Lorisidae. The coding region runs from base 1 to 648 and encodes 215 amino acids. Gene Ontology annotation, cellular component: nucleus. The transcript has 3 exons.
AUGGGCUCAGGAACACAGCCAGCUGCCCAAGUGACACCUGGAAAUGGGCAGGUUUCUAUAGUCAGGAGCCUGGGGCAGGCUUGCACUCAGUGCCUAAAGACUUUGCGUUUUGACUUCGUUACAGUCCAUCCAGAGUCUCCUCCAAUCCCUUUUCCUUUUAUAGAUAAAAUCAGGGAAGGUGGGAGAGGAGAAGCCGGAAAAGUCGCAGCGAGCUGGAGCCGCCGGAGUAAUGGAGGGGAAAGUACCAGUCGCAGCGCUGAGAAGAGAUCAGCUGAAGAAGAAGCUGCAGACCUCCCAGCCAAGCCCACAAACAUCUCCAAGUUUGGAUUUGCCAUAGGUAGUCAGAUGACAAAGAAAGCAUCAGCUAUAGCCAUCAAACUUGGAUCAAGUAAGCCUAAAGAAACCGUUCCAACUCUUGCUCCAAAAACACUGUCAGUAGCAGCGGCUUUUAGUGAAGAUGAAGAUAGCGAACCAGAAGAAAUGCCUCCAGAAGCAAAGAUGAGAAUGAAGAAUAUUGGAAGGGAUACACCAACAUCAGCUGGACCAGACUCAUUCAAUAAAGGAAAGCAUGGGUUUUCUGAUAACCAGAAGCUAUGGGAACGAAAUAUAAAAUCUCAUCUUGGAAAUGUCCAUGACCAAGACAAUUAAAUGAUGUGUUUGAAAUUGGGGUGUGGGGUGGGUGUAAAGUUAAAAGGAACAGUUUCCUUUUUUAAAGAAUGGUAUAAGACUAUCUUUGGAGCCGCCUUUUUUUUUCUCUUUUUUAAAGAUUGAGUGGUACACUAAUAAAUGAGAGUUUGAAAUUAGAGGUAAUUUAUGUUUUAUAUACAGAUUUCAAGACCUUUGCUAAUUUUGUAGUUUCAUGUGAUUAGUUUCCAAAGGUUACGGAUAAUAAAGAAAUCAGAAAUGGUACCUUUUUAAGAAUUGCAUAUUUUUUUAGACACAACUAUUAGCACAUUGAGAGGGAAGCAAAAGUUAUUGUCUAUUUAAAACUGCAAGCAAUUACUCUCUUAACUCCCUCAUCACCUAAACUGUCUGGCUCCCAGGAACAGCCUUAUAGAGGGAGCAUUGUAUUGGGAGGGAAAUGUUACUGAACUAUUGACUGAAAGUAAAUUUAGAUAAAAU